Messenger RNA from Lachancea sp. 'fantastica', 1380 nucleotides. The record is from the annotation of a GenBank genome assembly. Lineage: Eukaryota; Fungi; Ascomycota; Saccharomycetes; Saccharomycetales; Saccharomycetaceae.
AUGCAAAUGGACGACGCAGAGGCCAAGAAAAAGCGAAAGUCGCCCAACUCGGGUCCCGAUUCGCCGCGGCCCUAUAUCUGUCCGAUAUGCUCGCGGGCAUUUCACCGUUUGGAGCACCAGACAAGACACGUUCGAACACAUACAGGAGAAAAACCGCACGUUUGCGAUUUCCCUGGGUGUACCAAACGGUUUAGCCGAAGUGACGAACUCACAAGACACAAACGUAUACACACGAACCCACAUCCCAAGGGCAAAAGAGGACGCAAAAAGAAAACGGAUGUUGCGAGCGGAAUCAGCAAUAGUACAGACCUUGGAGCGGCCAACAGUGCCGGGAGAGAACGCAAACCAAGGGGGUCGACGACUUUCCAGCUAGGUGACGCAGAUGACGACGAAACCUCGGACGUCAACAACGCGGCAAGCUCGUCUGAGGAGCAAAGUAUGGGUCUUCUUGUCAACGCAGCUCUUGGCAGUUUGCCCGCGACAGACAACAAAAACCCUCAGGAAGGGCCAGGUGCACUUCACACCGUGCGCUCUCUUCCAUCCUUGAAAUCGUGGGAUCCUUCUCAGGCCCGAAGCUCGCCUCCGGGACAAACUCCUGUAGGGGGCCAAGCUUACUAUUCAUCAGCUGUCAAUCUACACCAACCAGAGAGCUUGCCUUUCAAACCGGUACCGUCACGUCUCAAACUGAAUGUACUUUCGUCAUUACAAAAGAUGACCCCGUUGGCGCCAGUUGGAAGCCCCGAACGAAAUCUCAAUCUUCCAAGCCCCGAGAUCGUAAAGCCAGGGUUUGUAUCCCAAGACGGGCACACCACACAGAUACCUCGAGCAAGAAGCACUCUCGGUGCAUUUCCUGCGCACGGUUCCUCGAGCUCACUAACUAGCAUUUCCAACUUGAUCACGGCCGAUGAUGGUGACGACGAACUCGACGACGAGGAACUGGGCAGGGCCCGCAAAAAGUCGAGAACUACCACUCCAACCAUGAGCCGCAGCCACAGUCGCACAAACUUACUUUCGAGUGCAGGCUCCUUCACAAAUUUGCAUCAUUUGCAGCAGCCUCCAGGCAUCGCGGGCAUGCUGUCAUCCAAGACGUCGACAACCGAUUUCAGCAGAGAGCUAGACCAAAAACUACAAAACGUUCAAAAGACACACUCGGGCCAAUAUUUGGACCAUUACGUUUCUACGCCAUCUGCCGCGCAUUCUUCUGCAACGUCAGCCAAGUACACACCGCUGGGGACCCCUCCUCGAAUACCGAGUCCUUCGAAUGCCAAAAUCAGUUUAGAUUUGAAGGGCGCAGCAGAAAACGGCCGUCGUGCGGGGGAAGAACCAGUAUCAGAUCUGCCUCCUAUUAGGAGUUUGCAUUUACAGUUUCCCACUGGAUGA